Trichoderma citrinoviride is the source of this 831-nucleotide messenger RNA. RefSeq lists its product as hypothetical. The coding region runs from base 1 to 831 and encodes 276 amino acids. NCBI's taxonomy places the organism in Eukaryota, Fungi, Ascomycota, Sordariomycetes, Hypocreales, Hypocreaceae. Gene Ontology annotation, cellular component: spliceosomal complex. The transcript has a single exon. Gene Ontology annotation, biological process: spliceosomal complex disassembly. The record is from RefSeq and is a predicted model, not a curated record.
AUGAGCGACGACAAGGCGGACCUUUUACGGUUCGCAACUGAAUAUGCAGACAACAAUAUUGAUCUCUACGAACUUCUCGGCGUGGAUGCUCUCACCCCCAAGGAAGAUGUCCACCGGGCUUGGAGAAAAGCGUCCUUGAACAACCACCCGGACAAGGCGCGUGAGAAGUUUGAUGCGGCAAAAUGGGAGCUAUUCGAAAGAGCAAGGGACAUUCUGUCCGAUCCCAAUGCUCGUGCGGCCUACGACCAGUCUCUUAAGGCCAAGCUGCUGCGCAAACAAGAGCGCGAGGCAAUGGACAAGGAGCACCAAAGAUUUGCCGACGACCUCGAGGCCCGCGAAAAUGCCCACAGACAGCAGAUGCAACAGCAGCAGCAGCGGGAACAGGAGAAGCUAGCCAAGGAGCGAGAGCGACUUGCAGAAGUGCAGCGUCUUCAUGACGAAGAGAAGGAGCGGCAGGCUAAGGCAGCGCAGGACUUGGAGGACAGGGCCGAGGCUCUUCGUAGAGUGAGGGAGAAUAGGGAGGAAAAGGCAAGGCGGAAGCAGAUGAAGAAGUCAAUCAAGGCCACAAAAGGUAUCAAGAAGCAGCCAGGGCCUUCAAAUGGCACUGUUCUUGUUCCCGGCGACUACCUCGUGGAUCUCGGUUCGGUCAAGAAGAAGUACUGGGAACUGGUCUGCGACAAGCUGCGGGCCGUUCAAGCAGUGAGGAACCUGCAGAAGCUUGAUGCUACGAACAGUCAGGAGCUCGAGGACGCGGAGAAGAAGAUGAUAGAGGCUCGACAACGCAUUCACGAUGCGGAGAUGAAGUUUCAGCAGGACACAGCAGCCGUCUAA